AUGUUAUGCCGAUUCAUUGAAAUAGUUGAGCCUAUUAGUACUGUGUUAUUGAAGUUUCCAAAAUCUCCUCCAAUGUUGUCUGCAUCGGAAAUUGAAGUUUCACGAGAAAUUAUAGCUAUUUUAAAACCCAUGGAAUUAGCAACAACAGAAAUGUGUGGUCAAACAUACACAACAUGCAGUAAAGUGAUUCCAAUUUUGUGUUGUUUAGAAAAAAAUUUGAAAGCAGCCUAUAUGACAUCACCGAUCGCUAUUCAACUUCGCAAUGAUAUUCUCGACCAACUGGAAAUCCGAUUUCAGAAUAUAACUAAAAGUUAUAUACAUAGUGUGGCAACAGUUCUUGACCCACGUUAUAAGAGAGUAAAUUUUAACAAAAACUGCGGUGAUGCUGCUUUAGCAUUUGAAAGAGUUGAUAAAGAAUUAAAAACAUUUAAAAAAUCAGUUGAUGAUUCGAAUUUAGGUCCAAAACAAGUGAGCACAGAUCAUGAGUUAUGGAAGUUUCAUGUUGAGCUUGUCAAUAAUCAUAAUCAUGACAGUGAAAACAGAUUUGGUUCAUUUGGACUCAGUAAUUGUUUGAAGAAUUACAUUAGUCAGAAAAUUCAACCUCUAAAUACUGAUCCUAUUCAAUAUUGGGCUCAUGAACAGAAUACUCCAGAACUAUCUCAGAUAGCUCUUAAAUAUUUAUCAAUUGUAGCCACUUCAGCCCCAUGUGAACGACUAUUUUCCAUGGCUGGAAAUGUGCAGACAAGGAUCCGCAAUAGACUUACUGGUGAACACUUGUCUAAUUUAUUAUUUUUAAAAUCUUUGGAUCUUUCAGACUGGAUGCUGUAA
This is a messenger RNA of Chelonus insularis, 828 nucleotides long. RefSeq lists its product as uncharacterized. The coding region runs from base 1 to 828 and encodes 275 amino acids. Gene Ontology annotation, molecular function: protein dimerization activity. Lineage: Eukaryota; Metazoa; Arthropoda; Insecta; Hymenoptera; Braconidae. The transcript has a single exon. The record is from RefSeq and is a predicted model, not a curated record.